CCUCCCAUAUAUGUUCCUUCGUCCGCAUACGCUCUUGUAAAGACAGGCUCUGCAUCUGACAUCAUACCAUGCCUCUCGCCAAGCUUCCUCGUCCUGCCCAGCUGCGCGUUCGCUCUCUGGCGACCGCCUCUGCGUCCCGGCCCCCGCUCAGCGGUCUGAGCGCGACCGCCAAAACCAAGGCCGAGAAGAUCUCCCAGGAGUGGAAGGGUACGAACGCAACGGGAGCCAACACCAAGAACUUUGUCGGCGGCGAGUUCGUCGAGAGCAAGGCGGAGCAGUGGAUUGACGUUGUUGAUCCGGCAUCACAAACCCUCUUGACGAGAGUGCCCGAGACCACUUCCUCGGAGUUCGCACAGGCUGUGGACGCUGCCCAACAGGCUUACAAGACAUGGAGCCGCUCUAGUGUUCUCACUCGUCAACGAUUCGUCCUGGACCUUCAGCACCAGCUAAGGCAAAACGCGGACGCUAUCGCGUCCAGCAUUGUGCUCGAGCAAGGAAAGACUUACGCUGAUGCGCAGGGUGAUCUUCUCCGAGGGUUGCAGGUGGUAGAAACUAUGGCGGGUAUUCCCACCGCGCUCCUGGGCGACACUGUUGAAGUCUCAAAAGACAUGGAUACCUCGACCCGUCGACUGCCCUUGGGUGUCUGCGCUAGCAUCGCGCCCUUCAACUUCCCCGCUAUGAUUCCCCUUUGGACAAUCCCCGUCGCCCUCGCCACCGGCAACACGCUCGUGCUCAAGCCCUCCGAACGAGACCCCGGCGCCGCGAUGAUCAUCGCAGAGCUCUGCCAGAGAGCAGGACUCCCAGCAGGUGUGCUGAACGUCGUGCACGGCACUGUCCCGACUGUCAACGCCAUCUGUGACCACCCCAAGAUCAAGGCGAUCAGCUUUGUGGGAGGUGAUCGUGCGGGCAAGCACAUCUACGAGCGCGGCCGUGCUUCUGGCAAAAGAGUGCAGGCGAACUUGGGUGCGAAGAACCAUGCGGUUCUAAUGCCAGACGCCAACAAGAACCACGCGUUGAACUCGAUCAUCGGCGCAGCUUUCGGAGCCGCUGGCCAGCGAUGCAUGGCCAUCUCCGUCGCCGUUUUGGUCGGCAAUGCGCAGUCUUGGCUGCCUGAGCUCAUCGAGCGCGUCAAGAAGCUCAACGUCAACCAAGGCUUCGAGCAGGGCGCCGAUCUUGGCCCCGUCAUCUCUCAGGCCUCGAAGCAGCGCAUCACCAGCCUGAUUGCCUCGGCCCAGGAGGAGGGCGGCAUAAUCGCGCUCGACGGACGUGGUUACCAAGUUCCCGAGUACCCUGACGGCAACUGGGUCGGACCUACGAUCAUUGAGGCCACCACCACGAUGCGGUGCUACCGUGAGGAAAUCUUCGGCCCUGUCCUCGUCGUGAUCAAAGCCGACACGCUCGAUGACGCGCUCGCGAUCGUCAACGAAAACAAGUACGGCAAUGGGACAGCCAUCUUCACACAGUCUGGGGCGACCGCACGCAAGUUCGAGCGCGAGGUCGAGGUUGGUCAGGUCGGCAUCAACGUGCCCAUCCCCGUUCCGCUCCCGAUGUUCUCCUGGAGCGGCAACAAGGCCAGCUUCCUUGGGGACAUUCCGUUCUAUGGACGCGGCGGUAUCGACUUCUAUACUCAGAACAAGACGACGACGGCGCUGUGGAAGGCCGAGGACGCGAUUGGGAACAAGGCGUCUGUGGACAUGCCUACCCAUCAUUGAGCAUUCAGCGAUCGGUCUGGGAUGUGUACACUGCACUGUACUAUAACAAUACACCGUUUUGUCAUCGAAUCUCUGACUGUUGAGCAACCAAACGACAGCAAGCACCACAUGAUAGCAAGAAAGUAUGGAAAAUGAGCGGUCAUACAUGGGGACGCCUGUUCUACUCGACGGUCUGCGUGCUCACCCCGAACACAUCGUCGAGAAAUGCGUUCGAGAGCCUCACGCAUUGUGCGUAGACGUUGUCGAACCCGUUCAUGCCGCCGUAGUACGGGUCGGGGAUGGGCUUGUUGUCGAGAUACGAUCCCCAGAGGCGGACUUCCGCCGUGGCGUCCCGCGGUUUCAUGCCUUGCAGCGCCCGCAGGUUGGCCUCGUCCGAUGCCAGUAUGUGCGUGAACCGCUUGAAGUCUGGCUGCUGCACUUGUCGUGCGGAGUGCUUGAUUGGGACCUUGUUCUUCUUGCAAACCUGCACGGUCCGAUCGUCAGGAUCCUCGCCGAUGUGGUAAUUCGACGUCCCGGCCGAGUCGACGGUAACGUCUAGACCACGCUCUUUUGCGACAUGCUUGAGGACCGCCUCGCCCAUCGGGGACCGGCAGAUGUUUCCUAAACACACGACGAGAACCGAAACUUCCUGCGUGGUCAUGGCAGCUAAGCG
Dichomitus squalens LYAD-421 SS1 is the source of this 2364-nucleotide messenger RNA. Its product is annotated as methylmalonate-semialdehyde dehydrogenase. The transcript has 16 exons. Bases 69 to 1712 code for a protein of 547 amino acids. Gene Ontology annotation, cellular component: mitochondrion. The record is from RefSeq and is a predicted model, not a curated record. Gene Ontology annotation, molecular function: methylmalonate-semialdehyde dehydrogenase (acylating, NAD+) activity; malonate-semialdehyde dehydrogenase (acetylating, [NAD(P)+]) activity. NCBI's taxonomy places the organism in Eukaryota, Fungi, Basidiomycota, Agaricomycetes, Polyporales, Polyporaceae. Gene Ontology annotation, biological process: thymine catabolic process; L-valine catabolic process.